UUCAUCAACAGAGUAACAUCUGGCCUAAUGGCCCAAUGGCAAGGCGCUUGACUACGAUUCGUUCGGUAAUCAAGAGAUUCCAGGUUCGACCCCUGGUUAGGUCAAAACACCAAUUUCUUUUUUGCUGUUUUUUGUGCGGUGCAGGAGGUGGGGCAAACGGGCCUGGAGGGGUCAUUCUUCUGGCUCUGCCGGUCAAUUUUACUUUUUGGUUGUUAUUUGUGAUAAUCGUUACUUUGAUUUUUUAUGCUACGUAGUGAUCUGUUCCACCGGCAAGGAUAGCAAGCUUCUAGCACGAUGUCGCGCCUUCAACGUAUUAUCACUAGCUUUUGCUGCGCUGCCCAGCUCAUCUAGUAGCGUAAAUAGAUAUAUUUACAUCCAGAACUCAAACA
Boeremia exigua is the source of this 389-nucleotide messenger RNA. RefSeq lists its product as uncharacterized. The transcript has 2 exons. Lineage: Eukaryota; Fungi; Ascomycota; Dothideomycetes; Pleosporales; Didymellaceae. Bases 36 to 254 code for a protein of 72 amino acids. The record is from RefSeq and is a predicted model, not a curated record.